Molecule: messenger RNA, 2265 nt
Organism: Phlebotomus papatasi
Lineage: Eukaryota; Metazoa; Arthropoda; Insecta; Diptera; Psychodidae
Product: high affinity cationic amino acid transporter 1-like
Exons: 4
Coding region: 286-2112 (608 amino acids)
Biological process (GO): transmembrane transport; amino acid transport
Cellular component (GO): plasma membrane
Molecular function (GO): amino acid transmembrane transporter activity
Source: RefSeq, a predicted model, not a curated record
GGUGGAUUGUAUGCUAUUUGCUAUACAAACAGUUGUGAUCGGCCGCUCAGACCGGACGAAUCAAAGUUUUCGACCCGGAAAGAAGUACACUUACAAUUCCUCAGAUUCCCGCCAAACUCCCACAGUAAAUAGUUUUGUAGUACAAUUAAGUGAGAGAGUGUUGUAGAUCAAUUAGUGAAGGUUUCUCGUGAUAAAUUGUUGUUGUACCAGUCCAAGUUCACCUGAAAAAUUCUAGUGUUUUAAAAACCAUAUUUGAAGUCUUGACCAAGGUGAACAUCUAUCGAGAUGUUUCUUCCUAUCUCUACUUUCUUGGGAAAAAUCUAUCAGGCGCUUUCGCGGCGGAAACGUCAGGAAGAUAAUGCAGCAGAAUCUAAAUUGGCACGAGUACUGUCGCUCUUUGACCUCACAGCACUUGGAGUGGGCAGCACCCUUGGUCUUGGUGUCUACGUGCUCGCAGGCUCAGUAGCCAGGGAGUUGGCUGGUCCUGCAGUGACCAUAUCCUUCCUGAUUGCUGCGAUUGCAUCUGCUGCCUCAGGACUAUGCUAUGCCGAGUUCGCGGCACGUGUCCCAAAAGCUGGAUCAGCCUAUGUGUACAGCUAUGUGAGCAUAGGCGAAUUUGUAGCCUUCACCAUUGGAUGGAAUCUCAUCCUUGAAUAUGUGAUAGGAACAGCAAGCGUUGCUCGAGGUUUGAGUGGAUAUCUCGAUUCACUCAUUGAUGAGAAAAUGUCGCAAGCUCUGAGAAAUCUUUUUCCAAUCAAUGUGGACUUUCUGGCUGAAUAUCCUGACUUCUUCACCUUCAUCGUAGUGAUUCUUCUGGCUGUUCUUCUUGCGAUUGGAGUCAAAGAAUCUACUCUAUUUAACAAUGUCUUUACAGCAGUUAAUAUGGCUACCAUUUUGAUCAUAAUUAUUGCUGGAAGUAUUAAAGCAAAUCCGGACAAUUGGAACAUUCAAACUGAGACUGUAGAUACUUGUGCAACUGUCAACUGUGGAUCAGGAGGAUUCAUGCCAUUUGGAAUUGCAGGAAUAAUGGCAGGUGCAGCCAAGUGUUUUUACGGUUUUGUUGGAUUCGACGUUGUAGCAACUACUGGAGAAGAGGCCAAGAAUCCCAAGCGAAACAUCCCUCUGUCAAUCGUUUUAUCCCUCAUCAUAAUAUUUCUCGCAUAUUUCAUCAUCUCCACAAUUUUGACCAUGAUGGCGCCAUACUAUGAGUUAGAUGCCAAUGCACCUUUUCCGCAUGUUUUUGAUGCAGUUGGUUAUGUGGAGGUCAAAUGGGUGGUAACAAUUGGGGCCAAUUUUGCUCUCUGCACUUCACUUUUGGGUGCAAUGUUUCCUCUGCCGAGGGUUUUAUAUGCAAUGGCAAGUGACGGGAUCCUCUACAAAUUCCUGCAGAAUGUAUCUCCAAGGACUAAAACACCUGUGACAGCAACAUUGAUUUCAGGAGUCUUAGCGGCCAUUAUGGGGGCCAUCUUCAAUCUUCAUCAAUUGAUUGAUAUGAUGUCAAUUGGGACACUUCUAGCCUAUACCAUCGUGGCUAUAUGCGUUUUGGUGCUACGUUACCAGGACGAGAAUAUGUGUGAGAACUCAAUCGAUCAACAAUCUAAUCUGAUUUUAAGGAUGUUUAACACGAAAGGCGUAAAGAAUCCUAAUCCAAGUACCAGCUCAAUCAGCAAAAAUGGCAUCAUAUUGUUUAGUGUGUUGUCGAUUAUCUUUUGUGCAUUAACUACUUUUGCAGAUAUCAUUGGAUCCUUCAGUGCUCAAUUCGGUUUUGCAAUCGUUGUAGUUGCCAUGAUUGCCUGCAUUCUAUCUAUUGGACGUCAACCUGUUUCUCGAACUGAGCUUACUUUCAAAGUUCCUUUGGUACCUACUCUUCCUUGCCUAUCAGUCCUCAUAAACUUGUACCUCAUGUUCCAACUCGAUGUUUACACAUGGAUCCGUUUCGUCGUGUGGGUGAUCAUUGGCUAUAUCAUAUAUUUUAGUUACGGCAUUGAGCAUUCUGUAGAAGGAAAUCAACGUAAAGGUGAAGAACUCAACAGAGAAAUGAUAGGAGCUAGCAAAAACAACUGUACAAAUAAUGAAAUUUGCGGCACAUAUAAGGUUACUCUUAAAGAGUAAGACGCCAUAAAUUGCGCCAUUAGUUAUAAAAAGUUUUAAAUAUAUAAAGCAUUUUAUUUGUGAUAGAUAUAAACAGUCAGGGCAAAUAUUAUAUGAAAUUUUGAGACGUCAAUGUUCAAUAAUUACCAAUUGAAUAAAUAUAACUAAAAAUUA